AUGGCAACGUCGCGAGAUUACAGUAAAUCAGUGAUAGCCGCAUCGGACGAAAUCAAGGACAUAUUUUGUGAACCCUGUGUUGGUGAUGGAAAACAGAUAGAAGCGGAAGGAUUCUGUGUGGACUGUUUAGAAUAUCUGUGUGGACAAUGUUAUAACAGUCACAGGAGGUUUAAAGCGUUCAAACACCAUGUGCUCCAGGAUAAGAAAAAUAUGCCUGUUGAUGUAGCAAGAACAGAUGUACUUGAUGUGUGCGUAGAAAAGUGUUCUAAACACCCAACAAAGGUUACUGAAUACUUUUGUCGGUCAUGUGACACACUUGGAUGUAGUGCAUGCAUCACUACAAACCAUCGCGUAUGCCAAAAUGUCGACCACGUACCAGACAUCGUUAAAGAUCUAGAAAAUAAUGAGGAAUUCAAAACGUUUGCUGAAUACUUUGAUAAAAAGCUGGCGGUGCUAAAAGAAAGAAAGGACACAAUUAACUCAAGAAAAACUGAAGUAGAAGAAAUGAAAAAGCAGGCAAAGGCAGUGCUUAAAAAACAGCGUGAAAAGAUAAACAAGUUUUUCGACCAUCUUGAGGAUGAAAUGGAAAAUGAGAUAACGGACAUUGACAAAACUAACAAGGAUACAUUAAAAGCAGCGUCAGAUAGAUGUAAUAUCAUAGAUGAUGAAUUAAACAAAAUGAAAACUGCUAUCGAGACAAAAAGAAAAAACGGCCAAAAAUGUGAACUGUUCAUAAAAAUGAAAAGAUCGAAACCGGAAAUUGAAAAGCUUGACAGUCAGUUUGAAAUGCUAUAUGAAAAGAGCAAAGUACAAAGAUAUAAACUAGUGCAAUCCACACAGACAGAGGAAAUAAUGAAAAACACAACUGAAAUAUGCAGAAUGUUAACUGCAAAACUUGUUUCAGAGAUUGAUGUAAGCUCUUGCAAAGACAAGGAAAAACCAGUUAUAAAUGGGAUAUCCGUGGUACAGAGGCACUACCUUGCUGUUGCAGACAAUAACAAUAAAGCAGUGAAGAUAAUCGAUACUAGAAAUGACAAAGUAACAUCUGAAAUAAGUUUGGACUGCGUUUGCAUAUGGAGUGUCACAAAUGUCAAGGACGAUCAAAUUGUAGUUUCACUGCCAUCAUUUAAAACUAAAUUCCAGAAUAAUCUUCUCACUCUCACUGUAUCAGCGUCCGGUGCGCUAAGUAAAGGUAACGUGAUAACAACUGCAUAUCCAGCUUACGAUGUUGUUGGCGUUGCACAACUCCUCUAUGUGUUACAUAACACUGAAAUCAAAGCGCUCGAUAUGUAUGGAAAUAUUCUGAAAACAAUAGGAUGUGGCUACAUUUCCCUUCCUUCUACAGCUGCAAGUCCCGACAAGAAAACUAUGUACUUAACAGACUAUCUCAAUAACAGGGUAACGAGUAUGACCGUGGAAGGCAAGAUCACAACAGCCUACAAGGACAAUGACCUUGAACGUCCCUUGGGUAUAACAGUCGACAAUGGUUUUGUUUAUGUAAGAAGUAAGGGAGGCAUUCAUCAGUUGACAAAGGACUGUACUAAGGUUCAAAUUAUCUUAGACGACGUGCUUGGUAAAGGUAUAACCCAUUCUGAUGCAGAUAAUAGACUCUAUGUGGGAGAACUUGAGAAAGUGAAAGUGUAUGAACUGAAGUAG
Messenger RNA from Mercenaria mercenaria, 1656 nucleotides. RefSeq lists its product as uncharacterized. Gene Ontology annotation, molecular function: zinc ion binding; ubiquitin-protein transferase activity. Lineage: Eukaryota; Metazoa; Mollusca; Bivalvia; Venerida; Veneridae. The transcript has a single exon. Gene Ontology annotation, cellular component: nucleoplasm; chromatin. The coding region runs from base 1 to 1656 and encodes 551 amino acids. The record is from RefSeq and is a predicted model, not a curated record. Gene Ontology annotation, biological process: positive regulation of DNA-templated transcription.